GCAACUGGUUCAGGGAUGGACUGGGUUGCUGGGAAUCGAAAGUUAACCGGGGAGUGCGAAGUCAGAUACGAAGCCUCGUCGGGUUUCUUCCUCUUCGGCUCGCUGUUUAUCAGCACCAGCACGACCCUUCAUAUGCAGAGAGCUGUCAAGUCUGUACUCCCCUUUUGCUUGACACCACACGCUUUUAAACUUUGCUUGGGUUCAAUGAACUUACUCCUUUCAUCAGGUAGGUGUUUCUGAAGUUGGCCCAGUCGCACCAUGACAGCCAGGGGAACACGCAAGGGUCGGGUCAGGGCAUGAGGGGGGGUCUGCAUGCUGGAUGUUUGUGCAUGUAAUGAAUGGACACGAACACAUGCUCAUGACCGAGCGAUGGAUCCUGCCAGACGGAAACGCAAGGAGGAGAUAAGCAAAUCUCUGAACUUUAUACAGUCUUCCCUGGCUUAUCCAGAUCCUGAGGGCUACCAGGACUUCCUGACCCAGUUAGUGUGCAACCUACUCGAGGAGGGCAAUGCUUUGUUCCGAGACAGAGAGUGGGAGCAGGCGGUGAGAGAGUUCAGUGAAGGCUUGAAUGUCUCCCACUACGCUACAGCAGAGGCUCUCCAGAUCCCAGAGGCUUUGCUGGAGAGCCUGUAUGUCAACCGGGCUGCUGCCUACCACAGUAUGGGCGAGUAUGAUCAAGGCGUGAAGGACUGCGACAAAGCUCUGAAAGUGUGUAAGGAAAGCUGCAAGGCCCUCUACAGGAAGGCACUUUGUUUGAAGGAGCUUGGAAAGUACAGGGAGGCCUACAACUGCACCACGGAUUGUCUGCUCAUCACUCGUCUGGACAAGCAGGUGAAUGAGCUCGCGCAGGAGCUGGCCGUCCAUCUGGGACUAAAAAAUCGUAAACCUUAUGUCAGCGCAAAGGAAGGAGCGCUUAUCGCAAGAGAUGCCACAAAUGGAAAAAUGACUACUGAAGGCAUCAAGGCAAAUUUAGGAAAUGGUAUGAAUCCUCUGAGUGGCCUUGCACCAGUCAGCUUUCCGAGCAUGCCACAGUCCUGCAUACCCUCCACAAGUCCUGUCUCCUCCACAGUACCCGACAUAGCAGACACUUUGGAGGACUGUGAGCUGAUGGGCGAGGACAUAGACAUCCUGCUUGACUGCUUCCCUAAUGAGCAGGGGCUGACUCAGACCCAAAUCCAGGCAGCCUUUUCAGUCCCCAGCAAGAAAUCCACUUGCACACGCACAGUUCCUUCUGUCCUGCCCGCCCCAACACCCCAGCUACCCCCGGCCUUCUUCAGCUCGACCGUCAGCCAACUCAACUCCCUGGACUCCUUUUCAGGUGGUGGGCACAGCACCACGACUGUGACACUGGAUGCCCUAGAUGACCUCUCGACCUCUGGAAUUGGAGGUGGUGCCCCAAACUUAGCACGGACCUCUGUUGCCUUGGAUGCUCAGGAUGGCCUUGAUUCCUUGGAUGACUUCUUGGAUACGAAUCCAAGUGACGCUGCUACUGAGAACGAGUCCAAAACAGAACUGGACACAGGGGAGAAGUCCCUUGGUAUGACAUCUGUGAACCAGCUUGACUCCCUUGAUGCACUGGACCGGUUUCCCUCUGUGAAAGAUGCAGCUGCUUUGCCACCAAUCUCCUUUGGGGCAGCAGGCCUGGACUUGCGUCCUGAUUUCAGCUUAACUGGUAACACAUGCUCUCACAGUACUGCAGCUCCAGUAACGUGGUCUCCAAAGAAUAACAACAAAGAGAAGACUAACCAAGCACAGGUUGCGUUCUCUAAUCCCCUGUCCUCCACCCAUGAGUUCCUGCAGGCCUGCUCCGCCUGUUUCCCUCGGACAGGUCAAGGGAUAUAUUCUUUUGUACACAAGCCAGAUCUGGUCCACAGCUGCAAGCGAGACAUUCUGCUAUGUAGACGAAAGACAGGUCAUCCUUCUGAGUGGACCAGAGUGCGGAAGCUUCCAUCCUGGACUUCCUUCACUGGGCCGUUUGUACUCUGCAAGGAGGUGCUGAAGUCCAAAGAUUUGGGCCUGUGUAAGUACGGCGAGAACUGCACGUUUGCCUACAACCAGCUGGAGAUUGACGUUUGGACAGAAGAGAAGAAGGGGAAGCUGGACAGAAACCUGCUAUUUGAAACAGAAGCUGACAAACUGGACCCUGUAAACAGCAUCAUACGUCUUCUACAGGAACACAAGGGCGUGUUUAUUUUCCUCUGUCAGGAAUGCUAUGACAGUAAACCUAGACUCAUCAGUAAGCGCUCCAAAGACAACCAUACCAUCUGCUCUAACUUGGAUGCUCGCCACACAUUCGAAGCCAAUAAGUGCUUAGCAUUCGUGGUGAGGACCCACAGUGUAAACUACAGUAAGGUCCGUCCGCUGGGUGUCCUGUGCCACUUGGAUUUGUGCCGCCAAGCCAUCCGGUACGGCUGCCUGAGAGAGGACAGCUGCCAUUUCGCCCACUCCCCCCUAGAGCUCAAAACCUGGAGAGUGCAGCGAGACACAGGUAUUAGCCCCGAAGAGAUUGUGAAAGUAUCCACAAACUAUUAUGAGAAGCAGGAGCUGAACUCAAGCAAGCAGAAAGGCAAUAGACAGCUGUCUUCUGGAGGUGGUGGGAGCAAACCAAGAGGGGGAGGAUCUGGAGGAGGAGCCGGGAAGAGUCCGAACAUGAAGAUGAAGUUUGUCUGCGCUCAGUGCUGGUGGGGCGGCCUGAUCAGUGAACCAGACAAAGCCCUCAAGUACUGCACUGCCAAGGCCAGGCAUGCGUGGACUAAAGACAGAUGGUUACUGCUGGUCAGGUCCUCGGAGAAAAGUAAAUGGGUUCAGGUCCGACCGCUGCCACAUGCCAAGAACUUCCCCAUGCAGUAUGAUAUAUGUACCCAGAUUUUGUCGAAAAGGAAAUGUAACUACACUGGGAAAUGCACCUUUGCUCAUAGCCAAGAGGAGAAGGAGAUGUGGAUGUAUAUGAAGAAUAAUGACUUGCGGGACAUGCAGCAGAUGUAUGACAUUUGGCUGAAAUCAACUACCCACAACCGCCAAGCAGAUGGAGCCGUGCUCACCCAACCUGUCCCAGAAGAGAAAGACAUCGUCAUGCCAACUGACUUUGCUGAACCGAUGAGUGGCUACCACUGCCGCCUAUGUGGUAAACACAGUAACGGUGAGCGACAGUGGCAACAGCACAUCUCCUCUGAGAAGCACAAGGACCGAGUGUUCAGCUGUGAGGGAGAGGACGAAGCUCUGACGUGGAGCUACCGUUUCCCUGGCGAACGCUUUGAACUCUGCUCCAAGUGGGAGGGCGGCUGUCCUGAAGGUGUGAGCUGUGACUAUGCACACAGCCCAGAGGAGCUGCAGGAGUGGAUUGAGAGACGGGAUUUCCUGCGACACAAGCUGGCCAAAGCCAGGGAGGACAUGCUCAUCAUGCCUGAUGAGUUUGACUUUGGGAAAUACAACUUUCUACUUUAGGACUGAGUAGAUUUUCUUUUUUUUUCUUUUUAUUUGCGAGCCAUUUUGGAACUGCCAAACUAGCAUUUCAAAACCAAAAUCAGCAGGUGAUGUGAUUAAACUAUCAGUGAGUAGAAAUUUACCAGUAGAUCACUUGAAAUAUGAAGCAUGUGUAUUUCUCACACAUGCCAUAUACUCUUUUAGUUACUCUAAUUUGGUAUGUGGGACAUCUUCAGAGCUACUUGUAUUGCCUGUUCAGCUAAAACAUCAUUAAAAAAGUACUUAGUCCUGUGAAACUAAAGCCCAUGUUGGUGCCACCCAAAAAACACAGCAGAUACAAACCCUCUUCAUCACAAAAUAUUCAUAAUGGGUUCAUAUUUAACCAUAAAUGCAGCUUUUUGUGUCCGCUGACCCAUGUGACAUUCACACAAAGUUUGGGUUGUUUUCUCUUUUUUUUUUUCUUCUUUAUGUCUGAUGUCCAAAGACUCAACUGUGCAUUAAAGUACUCCUCACCAAACGAUUUCUAAAUGUCUCAACUUUUAACACAAAUAAAAAUGCACAUGUUCAGUUCUGAUAUGUCCUUAAGCAAAGACACGUGCUUUUGAUGGUUUGAA
This is a messenger RNA of Dicentrarchus labrax (European seabass), 4037 nucleotides long. RefSeq names its product zinc finger CCCH-type containing 7Ba (gene zc3h7ba). The record is from RefSeq and is a predicted model, not a curated record. Bases 313 to 3444 code for a protein of 1043 amino acids. Gene Ontology annotation, molecular function: metal ion binding; protein binding; miRNA binding. The transcript is spliced from 22 exons. Gene Ontology annotation, biological process: miRNA processing. NCBI's taxonomy places the organism in Eukaryota, Metazoa, Chordata, Actinopteri, Moronidae.